Molecule: messenger RNA, 1436 nt
Organism: Amaranthus tricolor (Joseph's coat)
Lineage: Eukaryota; Viridiplantae; Streptophyta; Magnoliopsida; Caryophyllales; Amaranthaceae
Product: outer envelope pore protein 37, chloroplastic-like
Exons: 6
Coding region: 86-1123 (345 amino acids)
Biological process (GO): monoatomic cation transport
Cellular component (GO): chloroplast outer membrane
Molecular function (GO): monoatomic ion channel activity
Source: RefSeq, a predicted model, not a curated record
AAUUUCCGUUUCCUGUCUACCUUCCACUCCUUCAAAUUCAACCCAGUUCUGUUACCUCCCUCCAGUCUACCUUGAAGUUCCAUCAAUGGCGACCGAAUCACCACCAAACCCUAAGCCUCAACCCCAAACAGAUUCCUUGAUCCUCUUCUCCGGUCCUUCCUCUUUUCAACCCCAACCACCACCUCCGUCGCCGGAAACUCCACCGGCGGCCUCUCAAACACGGUCAUUUGGACUAUUUUCUUUUCAAAAAAGACCUUCGUUGAGGGUAACAACAGAGUUUGACAGUGAUAGCUCAAUAUUCUUCCAUAAAGUUUCAUCGAAGCUAUUCAAUGGCAUUGCAAAGCUCAAAUUCUCUUUCCAAAAUAAUCCAAAGGGAGAGAUCGCCGACCCUCAGGUCGCGAUUAUUACUAAACAUCUUGCUCUUCAUUAUGAUGUUGAGGAUCAGAAUGCUCUUGUUAAAGGUUUUCUUGAUGUUGGUCCUAAUCUUAAACUCAAAGCUUCUCAUGAUGUGAAGGCAAAGGAGGGAGAAGUUACAUUGGCUGCAAAUCUUUCUGAUCCAGUUUACAAAAUCGAAUUGUCAUCUACUGUUCCAUCCAUUGGUUUGCCGAAAGCAACUUUUAAGUUUCCUUGUGGUGAAGUUUCAUUAGAGGAGAAAGAGGAUGAUGAAGUGAAGAGAGUUUUGUCAAUAAAUGGUUUUGUGAAAGGUUCAAUUCUUAAUGGGAUUGGAUCUGCCUUUUACAGAGAUGAAAGUUUGAAUCUAAGAUAUUCUUAUAAGGAUGGUGAAAUGUCCUUUAUUCCAAGUAUUUCUUUGCCUUCAAAUGCUGUUUCAUUUGCUUUCAAGCGACGCUUUAGUCCUUCAGACAAAUUAAGUUACUGGUACAACUUUGAUACAAAUUAUUGGAGUACUGCAUACAAGCACACCGUUGGCGAGGAUUAUAAGUUCAAAGCUGGGUAUGAUUCUGAGGUCAGGCUUGGCUGGGCAUCACUUUGGGUUGGAAAUGAAGGUGGAAAAGCUAAAACUGCACCAAUGAAAACGAAAGUGCAGUUCAUGCUUCAAGUGCCUCAGGACGACAUAAAGUCUUCAGCUUUGAUGUUUCGAGUGAAGAAGAGAUGGGAUAUAUGACGUAGUUUGAGCUGGACUUACGUCUCCUUUCCUUUUUUUAUUUUGAAAUAGCGUUUCAUCUUUUCCAGCUCCAAAUGGAAUUAGAGAAGUUAAUCUAUAGGUGUUUUUGUUUCUGCAUAUACAACUCUUGUAAUCUGUUGAUGUGUAUCAACAAAUUGGCACUUAAAUUAUGUUAUCUGUGGAAAGCUGAGAAAUUUCGGUACAUAAUUGGAUGCAUGUAUCCACUAUCCAUCAUAAAGAAGUGUAAAUGAAUUCCAAUCAUGCAAAGUUUGUAAUCUAGAUUUCAAUCUUUCCUUCCUAAAUCCUUAUGUUA